AUGCAAAUAGAAAACAAAUUGAAAACCAUGGAAACCAAUCUCACUACAGUGAUAGAAUUUGUUCUUGUGGGCUUUUCCGAUAGUCCCAAAUUGCACUGGCUGCUCUUUGGAAUAUUCUUAUUCAUCUAUUUGAUUAUCCUACUGGGGAAUGGAGUUAUCAUCCUAAUUACUAGACUGGAGCCUACCUUGCACACCCCCAUGUAUUUUUUCCUCAGCAAUUUUUCUUUCCUAGAAAUCUGCUAUGUGUCUGUCACUCUUCCUAGGAUGCUUAUGGAUCUUUGGACCCAAAAAGGGACUUUUUUCGCCUGUGCCACACAAAUGGGUUUCUUCCUUGUGCUGGGAGCCACAGAAUGUUUUCUUCUGGCAGUGAUGGCCUAUGACCGCUAUGUGGCCAUUUGCAGACCUCUUCAGUAUCCACUUAUCAUGAACCACAAGGUCUGUAUCCAGCUAGUCACCGGCUCCUGGAUCAUUGGCUUUCCAAUCCAGAUAGGGCAGACGGUGCAGAUUUUCACACUGCCCUUCUGUGGGUCUAAACAUAUCAACCACUUCUUCUGUGACAUCCCCCCACUGCUCAAGCUAGCCUGUGGGAUCAUCUUUGUGAAUGAGAUGGCAGUCUAUGUAUUUGCGUUCUUGAUUGUCGUUGUGCCCUUUAUGUUGAUUCUUGCAUCCUACAGUAGAAUAAUAUCAACUAUCCUGAGGUUACCAUCAAACACAGGAAGAGCCAAAGCCUUUUCCACUUGUUCCUCCCAUCUCAUGGUUGUGCUUUUAUUCUAUGGAUCUGCCACUAUCACCUAUUUCCAUUCCAAUUCCUAUCAAUAUGAAGGUACAGACAAACUGCUUUCUCUCUUCUAUACUAUUUUGACCCCAAUGUUCAAUCCCAUGAUAUACAGCCUUCGGAACAAAGAUGUUACUGGGGCCCUGAGAAAAGUCUUUCCCAUAUUGUUGAAAUUCUGA
Messenger RNA from Cavia porcellus (domestic guinea pig), 954 nucleotides. Its product is annotated as olfactory receptor 10AG1-like. NCBI's taxonomy places the organism in Eukaryota, Metazoa, Chordata, Mammalia, Rodentia, Caviidae. Gene Ontology annotation, cellular component: plasma membrane. Gene Ontology annotation, molecular function: olfactory receptor activity; G protein-coupled receptor activity. The record is from RefSeq and is a predicted model, not a curated record. Gene Ontology annotation, biological process: detection of chemical stimulus involved in sensory perception of smell; G protein-coupled receptor signaling pathway.